Messenger RNA from Prionailurus viverrinus (fishing cat), 1213 nucleotides. It is a transcript of the gene HAX1, whose product is annotated as HCLS1 associated protein X-1. The transcript is spliced from 7 exons. NCBI's taxonomy places the organism in Eukaryota, Metazoa, Chordata, Mammalia, Carnivora, Felidae. Gene Ontology annotation, biological process: negative regulation of apoptotic process; regulation of actin filament polymerization. The coding region runs from base 200 to 1057 and encodes 285 amino acids. The record is from RefSeq and is a predicted model, not a curated record. Gene Ontology annotation, cellular component: apical plasma membrane; mitochondrion; actin cytoskeleton.
CUCGCCGCCCGGACCGAGUCGCGCUGUCCGCCCCGCCCGCGCCGCGCUGACGGCCGUUUUGCGACAGUGUGCUCGUUCGCAGCCCUGCUUUCCGGCAAGUGGCCCGACGCCUCGCUCAGUUUCCGGUCGCGGGGCCCAGGCUGCCGCCGGGUGCGAAUGGGCCUCGGUGGGGUCCGCGGGUUCGAGUCCCUACUCGGGGAUGAGCCUCUUUGAUCUCUUUCGGGGCUUUUUCGGCCUUUCUCCACCUCGGAGCCACAGAGACCCCUUUUUUGGAGGGAUGACACGAGAUGAAGAUGAGGAUGAUGAAGAAGAGGAAGAAGAAGGAGCCACGUGGGGCCGUGGGAGCUCGAGGUUUGAGGGUCCGCAGCCCCCGGAGGAAUUUGGCUUCGGCUUCAGCUUCAGCCCGGGAGGAGGGAUGCGUUUCCAUGAGAACUUCGGCUUUGAUGACCUAAUACAGGAUUUUAACAACAUCUUCAGCGAGAUGGGGGCCUGGACCUUGCCUUCCCGCCCUCCUGAACUUCCUGGUCCUGGUCCCGAGUCAGAGAUACCUGGUGAGAGACGGCAGGAGGGACAGACUCUCCGGGACUCAAUGCUUAAGUAUCCAGAUAGUCACCAGCCCAGGAUCUUUGGGGGGGGCUUGGAGAGUGAUGCAAGAAGUGAAUCCCCCAAACCAGCGCCGGACUGGGGCUCCCAGAGGCCAUUUGGUCUGUUUGAUGAUUUGUGGCCUAUGCCCCCCCAUUCUAGAGCCAGAGAAGACAACGGUGAGUGUGGAGAUCUUGAUUCCCAGGUUUCCCAGGAGGGCCUCGGUCCAGUUCUGCAGCCCCAGCCCAAAUCCUAUUUCAAGAGCGUCUCUGUGACCAAGAUCACUAAGCCAGAUGGGACAGUAGAGGAGCGCCGAACUGUGGUGGACAGCGAGGGCCGGACAGAGACCACAGUAACCCAUCAAGAAGCAGACGGCGGCCCUAGAGAUGAUCCAGAAUCACCAGCACCUCCAGCCCUGGAUGACACCUAUUCCAUCCUGGAUUUGUUCCUAGGACGCUGGUUCCGGCCCCGGUAGCCUUGUUAAGCCUCAGCGGCCUUCAGAUCCCUUCCAUCCUUCGCUCACCAUCCGUGUCUCCUGCCACCUCGGCCUGGGGUGUGCGGAGCAGUGAAUUGGGGGUAUGUCAGUAUGUGACUCACCCAAAGUGACCAAUAAAACCUUUAUUUAUGCUAA